This is a messenger RNA of Closterium sp. NIES-67, 2238 nucleotides long. Lineage: Eukaryota; Viridiplantae; Streptophyta; Zygnematophyceae; Desmidiales; Closteriaceae. The record is from the annotation of a GenBank genome assembly.
GUCCUUUUGCUUGGGCCUUCUCCUUACGCUUCCGCAUAGCACUCCUCUCCUCCUACUGACGCGCCGCGGUGGCAGCUCCGCAUGAGCACUGUCCCUACUCCCUUACAUCCGAUUCUGUGUAACCUAAAUCCCUAUCUUCCCACUUAUCGCUUCCGAUUUCUCCUUCCCGCAAGGUCAGCAGCUCCGCAAGCACAUCGAUGCCACGCUCGGCAGCGGUAACCUCCGGGAGGCCGUCAGGCUUCCGCCAGAGGAAGACCUCAACGAGUGGCUCGCCGUCAACAGUGCGUCUUUUCAACGGCUAGCCGUUAGCAAUAAGUUGCAUUAUCGACUCGCCGUCAGCAAUAAGUCCCGUGAACGGUUGCCGAGGUGGCCUCGACGCGCUGCCGUGGCGGCCUCGACGCGCUGCCGUGGCGGCCUCGACGCUCUACCAUGGCGUCAACGCCACGCCGUGGCCGCUUCGUCGUGCUGCUGUGGCGGCGUCAACGCGCCAGCGCAUGAACGGCAGCGGGCCGCGCACUGGUUUAGGCGCCAGCCAGCACGCCCGCACGACAGCCAGCGCGCCAGCCAGGGCGCCUCGCUGAAACCACGCCCCCCUCUCCUGCGCCUCCCCUUAUCCCAGCCACAGCUGAUGACUUUCUUCCCCGUCGUCAACGGGCCGUGCCACGUCGCCGUAUGCCGCGAGCUUCGCAGUCGCCGCCGCCGUCGUCGAAGCUGCCAACCUCUCUCUUUUCUCUCUCCCUUCUAGUCCAACCUCUCUCUUUUCUUCGCAGUCGCCACCUCCCUAGCGACGCCCCUAGCCACGCCUCCAACCACGCCCCUAGCGACGGUUCACUGCGGUGCGGAGGUUGAGGGACGGGACGAUCGCGUGGAGGCGACUACUAGUAGGAACAACGAGCAGCAGGGAGCGCGGCGAAAGACUCGGAGUGGCCUUUCGGUGGUAGAGAAGCGUCGAGCAGCGUUGGGUGCGUAGGAGAGGCGUCUCGGUGCGUCGCAGAGGCGUUUCGGUGCGUAGGAGAGGCGUUUCGGUGCGUCGGAGAAGCGUUUCGGUGCGUCGGAGAGGCGUUUCGGUGCGGCGGAGAGGCGUUUCGGUGCGUCGGAGAGGCGUUUCGGUGCGUCGGAGAGGCGUUUCGGUGCGUCGGAGAGGCGUUUCGGUGCGUUGGAGAGGCGUUUCGGUGCGUCGGAGAGGCGUUUCGGUGGUGCGUCGGACUCGAAUCAGCCGUUCGGCGGCGGAGAGGCGUGGAGCAGCGGGGAGACGCGGCAAUUUGGAGUCGCCCGACGAGCAUAGGCGCAGCCAUGGCGGGCAGCGAGCAGCAGAUGUGCCUCGUGUGCUUCAGCGUCAACUGCAUGGAGCAGGACGCGCACACGGGCGACAUGCGGUGCAGCGUGUGCGGCAUCGUGUCGCAGGAGUUCAGGGAGGAGGAUGGCGACGAAGGGGGGGCGGGCGGGCCGUCGCAGGCGGUGAUUCGGGAGAGCAACCUGGCGGCGCACCAGCAACGGGAGGACGUCGCCAGGGCCGACGCUGCCAGGGCCGUGCAGGCCGUCAGCCUGCAAGUGCAGGCGCAAGCGCUGUCGGAGCACUACUGCACGGGGCUGCAGCGCAUGCUGGCGCUGCAGUGCCACGCGCUCUCCUCGCUGCUCUUCCCGCCCGCACCCCCGGCCUCAGGGGGGGCCAGCACGGAGUUGAGAAGCCAGCAGCACGCCACGGCCGUGGCGCUGCGCAGCGUGGCACGGCAGAUCUUCGUGCGCCUCGUGCUGCAGUCUGGCGCGCUCAAACAGUGCUUCCCCGAACGCUGCUGGCUGUUCUGGCGCGCCGGCGAGGGGGCGGGGAGGCACGCGUGGGGGGAGGGGGACAGGGACGGGGGCGGGGGAGGGGUUGGGGGAGGGGGUAGUGGGGGGAUAUAGGGCGAGGGGGCGCGAAUUUGGGUGGCGAGAAUGGAAGAGGCGGGGAGGGCAUGGGGGGGAAGGAGGCAGAGGCGGUGGAAAGAGAGAUGGCGGGAUGGGGCAUGGCAGAGGGACUUGGGCUGUUCGGGGGCAUGGGAGGCGCUGCAGAGAGGGGGGACGGGGAGAGUCACGGCGCACCUGGUAUUGGGGAGGAGGGUGAUUGGGGUGGGGAGUUGAGGGAGAUACUGGAAGGCAGGAGGCGGAGUAGGAAGAGGGAGAAGGCGGAGGAGAGGAGGCGGGGGAGGCGGGCGAGGAGGAAGAAGUGGGGGCGGUUUGAGGCGGAGCUGCAGGCCAUCA